Molecule: messenger RNA, 585 nt
Organism: Beta vulgaris subsp. vulgaris (sugar beet)
Lineage: Eukaryota; Viridiplantae; Streptophyta; Magnoliopsida; Caryophyllales; Amaranthaceae
Exons: 1
Coding region: 1-585 (194 amino acids)
Biological process (GO): regulation of DNA-templated transcription
Molecular function (GO): DNA binding
Source: RefSeq, a predicted model, not a curated record
AUGACCAAUUUUAUCGUUCCCGAUGGCUACAAACUUUUACCAACUCUUAAAGAACUUCUUUUUACCUUUUUGAAACCAAAAAUCUUUGGCGAAGAACUCCCGCUCGUCUAUGGGUUUUCCGACGUGGAUCUUUAUAGUGUUCAUCCACGUGAAUUAUUCAAUGUAGAUAUGCACUCAAAUGAAGAAGAUGAUGAGACACAUCGGUACGUUUUUACUCAAUUGAAGAAAAAAAACUACAAAGGCGAAAAAUACAAUCGGCGAAUUGAUGAAGUUGGAACUUGGAGAGGGGAGUUCAACAAUGAGAUUGAAGAUGAGCAUGGUAACAUAAUUGGUUACGAUAAGUAUUUCAAGUUUGUAGCGGAAGAAAAAGGAAAAGGAAAAGAAAAAGAAAAAGAAAAAGAUGAUAAUUGUAAGGUGGAGUACACCAUGCACGAGUAUUCGUUUGCUCCAAAUUAUGAUCAUGAUCAAUUGUUACCAAGACAACCCAAUGAAGAUAUAGUUCUGUGUCGAAUUGCCAAAAAACUUAUCAAAGGAAAUAGACGAGCAACAAACAAGCGUGGCCGUGGAGUGAUUUGUAUGAGGUAG